This is a messenger RNA of Amphimedon queenslandica, 833 nucleotides long. RefSeq lists its product as uncharacterized. The record is from RefSeq and is a predicted model, not a curated record. Lineage: Eukaryota; Metazoa; Porifera; Demospongiae; Haplosclerida; Niphatidae. Bases 12 to 500 code for a protein of 162 amino acids. The transcript is spliced from 4 exons.
UUGAUAAUCAAAUGCUACAGUUCAUUAAUUCAACCAAUGGCGCUACAUUUACUACUCAAAUUACUGGUCUUGAUGCUAUGUCUUGUUAUAUUUUUGGUGUACGUGCAUACACAGACAGAGGACCUGGUGGAUGGGUCUUUAUUGCUAAUGAGACAUUGAUCAGUACUCAAUUUGUGACACUAACUACAUGUACUCAAGAAGUAGGAUCAACUAAUACAGUAUCAGGAGCUGUUGAUGGUGCUAGUAUUGGACUGGGUGCAGUGGUUGGAUUAUUAUUAAUAUCACUAGCUGUUAGUAUCAUUAUUCACAUCUACUGCUUUAUCAAGCUUAAAACCUAUGAUGCAAUUACUGCUAAGCAAACAAAGUUUGAUGAUGAUAUACCAAUGCAAGCCUGUGAACCAUAUGGUAUUCACAAGACUGAAGAUGUUGCAAAAGAGGCCGCAGUAUAUGAGUGUCCUGAUGUCAAUGUUAAUGAAACUGCUAUUUAUGAGGAAACAUAACUUAUGAAACAGUAAAAACUAACAGUGGAAUUUAAUAUAGAUGUACACUGUGUGAUACAACAGUAUACUGCUCAUGUGCUUGUUUGUUCAUCUUGUAGCUGGAAAGUCUGACAUAAAUAUAUACAAAUACAUACAUACUUUUCUAAAUAUAGAUUUCAGUUCUGGAGUGUGACUGUAUUCAUACUGCUCAUGGCUAGUCUAUUAUAUUGUAUAUUACAAUUUGUAAUCACAUUAGUGUUAUUGUAACUACUUUCAGUGUCCAGUUAGUCAAAUUUUUGCAGUGUUUGUUAUUUAUUUUAUUGAUGCUAUCUAAUCAAUGAACUUUAUAUAGUA